Molecule: messenger RNA, 942 nt
Organism: Candida dubliniensis CD36
Lineage: Eukaryota; Fungi; Ascomycota; Pichiomycetes; Serinales; Debaryomycetaceae
Gene: MOB2
Product: Mob2p
Exons: 1
Coding region: 1-942 (313 amino acids)
Biological process (GO): cell division; positive regulation of protein phosphorylation; signal transduction
Cellular component (GO): cytoplasm; nucleus
Molecular function (GO): protein kinase activator activity
Source: RefSeq, a predicted model, not a curated record
AUGUCUUUUUUAAAUACUAUACGUGGACUUGGAAGAGGAUCCAAGAAAAACAAAAAGGAUUUAGAGCCGUCAAAUAACUCCAUAUAUUCUCAUUCAAAUCUAUCUGGCAAUGGUUUGAGACGAACACAAUCUCCCACAAAGUUUUCCCCUUCAAAAUUAUCAUCUAAAGGUACACCAGGUUCAGCUCAAUAUACGUCUUCUCCUACAAAGCGUAGCAGAACAGGUCAAUCUUUACAGCACCAAGAUCUGCUGCUGCUGCUUCAAUAUGGACACCAACUGGGAAGUGUGCUGCCACUGAAGCGUUCUUCUAUACAGACCACGAAAACUACAAUUGUGAAUGUUGAUCCACCAUUGUUUUUAUGUGAACCUUAUGUGAAAACUGCUUUGGUUAAGGGAUCAUUCAAGACAAUUGUCCAACUUCCGAAAUAUGUGGAUUAUUGCGAAUGGUUGGCGUUAAAUAUUUUUGAGCUUUUCAAUCAUUUGAACCGGUUCUAUGGAGUUAUUCAGGAAUACACCACACCUGAAGCUUAUCCAACAAUGAAUGCGGGACCAAACACAAACUAUUUAUGGGUUAACUCUUCUGGUCAAGCUGUUAACUUACCUGCAUGCCAGUACAUUGAGUAUGUCAUUACCUGGGUCACCAACAAGUUGAAUGACCAAAGUGUAUUCCCCACCAAAAAUGGCGGAGCAUUUCCACCCAAUUUUAUAAAAGACUGCAAGAAUAUUAGCAGACAGAUGUUUAGAAUAUUUGCUCAUAUAUACCACAAUCAUUUCGACAAAAUAAUCCAUUUGUCUUUGGAGGCACACUGGAACUCAUUUUUUGCUCAUUUCAUAUCUUUUGUGAAGGAGUUCAAUUUAAUUGAUAGAACCGAAAUGGAACCAUUGUUACCUUUGAUAGAGAAUUUCGAACAACAAGGAAAAAUUACUCAAGUUGGGAAAUAG